GCGCCGCUCAGCUCAGCGGGGCGCUCCGCCACACAGAGCCGGGAUGAGCUGCGCGGCGCUGCCUUUUGGCUCCGGUGUUUCCAUUUAAGAUGCCAAUAAGAGAAGCAAACAACACAAAAACAACAACAACAACAACAACAAAAAGGACAAAUCCAGUUGCAGUCCGGUGAUGAAUGAGCGUGCAGACUGCGGACCGAUGCGCGUUUGUAGAAAGUGAACGUGGAGCAUUGAAGAGGCUCUGCUGGUCGUCUCUUUGUGUUGCAGCUUUUCCCUUUUGGAUAGAAAGGCCUCCAAGAUAGAUUCCCUCAGGAGUAAAGUGGACUUGCUGCGCCUCCCUCUGGCCCUCUCCACCAAGUCCAUCAGCAGUCGUAAGAGUCAGCUGGGCGUGGUCUGGGAGAAAGGCGGCGGCGGCUCGGGGGCAGGAGGGGCCCGGAAACCCCGCCCACCGCCGGCCUCCGACAUGGACAACGAGUCGACGUACUCGGGCUACUCCUACAAGUCGUCCCACUCGCGGAGCUCCCGCAAACACAGGGAUAGGAGGGACAGGCAUCGCGGGAAGAGCCGCGACAGCAGCAUCCGCGGAGACAAAUCGGUGACCAUCCAGGCUCCCGGAGAGCCGCUGCUGGACGCCGAGUCCACCAGAGGAGACGACAGGGAUGACAACUGGGGCGAGACCACCACGGUGGUCACCGGCACCUCCGUGGACAGCGCCUCCAACGAGGACCUGACGCGGAUGUCCAAGGACCUGGAGGAUUCUUCGCCGUUGGAGUGCCGCCGUUACCUCAGCCCGGCGUUGGGCGCCGUCCUGGGCCUCUUCGCCCUGCUCACUCCUCUGGCCUUCUUGGCGCUCCCGCAGCUCCUCUGGCGGGAUGCUCUGGAGCCCUGCGGCACUCCGUGUGAGGGCCUCUACAUCUCUCUGGCCUUCAAGCUCCUGAUCCUGCUCAUCUCCACCUGGGCGCUGUUCCUCCGCCCGCCCAGAGCCACCCUGCCACGCUUCUUCAUCUUCCGCUGUCUGCUGCUGGCGUUGGUCUUCCUCUUCGUGGCGUCCUAUUGGCUCUUCUACGGGGUGCGGGUGCUGGAGCCCAGGGAGACGGACUACAGGGGGAUUGUGGGAUACGCAGCAUCUCUGGUGGACGCGCUGCUGUUCAUCCAGUACCUGGCCCUGGUGCUGCUGGAGGUCCGACACCUGCAGCCUGCUUUCUGCCUGAAGGUUGUGAGGACCACAGACGGAGCUAGUCGCUUCUACAACGUGGGACAUCUCAGUAUUCAGCGGGCGGCGGUGUGGGUUCUGGACCAGUACUACACCGACUUCCCGGUCUAUAACCCCGCCCUGCUCAACCUGCCCAAGUCCAUCCUCUCCAAGAAGAUGUCUGCCUUCAAGGUCUACAACCUGGGGGAAGACAACAGCACCAAUAACUCUACGGGCCAGUCCAGAACCAUGAUCGCAGCCGCUGCUCGGAGAAGAGACAACUCCCACAACGAGUACUACUACGAGGAGGCAGAGGUGGAGCGGAGGGUCCGCAAACGCAAGGCCAGACUGGUGGUGGCGGUAGAAGAAGCCUUCACCCACAUCAAGCGGCACCAGGACGACGAGGCGACCCCGUCCCCGAAACACCCGCGGGAGGUGAUGGACCCCAGGGAGGCGGCCCAGGCCAUCUUUGCCCCCAUGGCGAGGGCCAUGCAGAAGUACCUCCGCGCCACCAGGCAGCAGUCCUACCACAGCAUGGAGAGCAUCAUCAACCACCUGCAGUUCUGCGUCACGCACAACAUGACCCCUAAGGCUUUCCUUGAGCGUUACCUGAGCCCAGGUCCGACCCUCCAGUACCUGGACACCAGCAGGGGGCGCCAGUGGACACUAGUGAGCGAGGAACCGGUGACUUCUGCUCUGCGCCAAGGCCAAGUCUUUUCCUUGAGACGACUGGACUUCUCCCUGGUUGUCACGGUGACGCCCCUUCCCUUUUUGCGCCUGGGCGAGGAGUUCAUCGACCCAAAAAGGCACAAGUUUGUCAUGAAGCUCCAGUCAGAGACGUCUGUGUAGGCGGACGGUGACUCAAAGAUACUAAUCUUAGUGUUUUUAGGGUAUCUUUUUGUACCUUUUUUAUAGUUAUUUUUCAUGAUUUUUUUUUUUAUUUGUUGAUAAGCGCAACACCCAAAUGACAUGGCUAAAAUAGUUACAGAAAAGAGAAGCCAAGGCAACGGCAAUCUCUGACCUUUUUAUGUUUGCUCCAACAUUUAAUUAGAAACCUGCCUUUUUAAGUGUUCUUCUAGUUUCCAGGAAACUUCGUAUUAGUUCUGUUUCUUAGUAGCAUUUCAACACACAUUUAGUGAAUUACAAUCUUUUGAAAAAGAUGAAAUGACCACAUCGGUUAAUAAAUCGUAUUCAAGAGAGUAAACUAAUGUACGAUGUGGACCGUCCGUGGUAAAUAAAAAAAGAAGUGUCUGACUGUGUGAAUGCACAGUCAGACAUUAGAAGCUUCCUUUAGCUCACUCUUUGUCAGGGCUAGUCCUACUACUCCUCUUCCCUUUUUACGAAUUUUGCCUUAACAGGCUACUAAUGUGCAGAAUCAGGAAGUGAUUUACGUUUCUCCUGUAUUUUUCUCACCUUUUUGGACACUGACUGGAUUCGCUGACUGAAUCAAAAGGGGAGGGGAAACUGCUUUUCAACUUCUCUAUUUUUGACUCCACUGAAAAGUGGACAUGAAUAGUUUCCACUGAAAGUAUGAAGUAAGAAACACUGGAUGGACUUGAUGGACUGAGCAUUUCAUAAGUGCAUUGUUUUGUGUUAUUUCUUGCUCAGGUUUUUUUUUUUGAAUCACCUCUCAUUUCUGGAGAACCUACAGAUAUGCACUCCUGCACUGAGAAAGAAUAUAACUUUCUAAGCACAAUAUAGGACCAGUUUAUGUCCAGUAACACUGAUAGUGGAUGUUGUCACCUCUACGUAUGAGGUUUGAGUUGGAUUUAAUGAGCUCCAGCACGUUACAGCCAAGUAUCGCCAAUGUGCUUUCUUUUAGGCAGCUUAAUGUUUAUUACUGUCUUUGAUAUUUUGCAACGUGUGUGUGAAUUUGUGUGUGUGGUUGAGCAUGGUUGCAUCACCAACCAAACAAACAAGGCAACUGCCUCAUGGCCUGUGACCCAAAAGCCCCAGGUUCCCUCCAUGUAUGGAAUUUGAUUAAUUAAAAAGGUUUGUAUUUAGGAAUGUAACACAGCUAAAGUGCGAUUAUAAUCUAAGACGGGUCCGUCUGUCUUGUAGAGGUGCCCUGUGUCAAAAUCAAAUUUUAAUACUUUAAAAAAAAGAAGUGCUCAAGUAUUCUUCUUCUUUGCGCCUACAUUACCAACAAUGCAACUCAACUGCCACAUCUCGAUGCAUCUCAAUAUAUCGCAUCCUCACUUUUAUAAAAAAAUGACCUCAGAUUGCCACUUUUCAUUCAUUUAUGCAAGCAAGUCUGACAAAUCUGAACUGUUUCCAUUUAGAAAGUGCAGAAUCAGUUAUUUCUUUUUGGUGCUUUUGCUUAAAAACUUUUAACAAUUCCUUCCAAAAUCUAAAUAGUUGCGGAUUAAUUGCCUUUUGAUUAACUACGAUGAUUAGUAGACUAAUUGUUCCAGGCCUUGAACACUAGUUUUUGCCGUAUACUGUAGAUUAGGGGUCAACAGGGGGCCCCCGAGCAGGUUAAUCUGGCCAUGGGUUGAUGCGUAUGCAUAUAAGUGUGUCUUUUGUCACUCAGAUGUCCUUUUUAUACUAAAAAUGGAGAUUUUCGUGCCACUUACAAGCAGUUUAAGUGUACAUUUAGGUGCCGUUUUCUAAGGUUUUAUGUUUCCGAUUUUUUUUUGAUGGAUCACUUUGUUGUACUCCGAUAUAAGCUCCUAACACUUGUUCUUGAAGAGCAUUGUCUUUGAAAGCAGUUAUUUACCGUUAAGAUGUUUGUUUUUUUUAGGACUGAGUUGAUAUAAAUGUUUUUUUAUUAAAAGAUCU
Messenger RNA from Anoplopoma fimbria (sablefish), 3970 nucleotides. Its product is annotated as vang-like protein 2. NCBI's taxonomy places the organism in Eukaryota, Metazoa, Chordata, Actinopteri, Perciformes, Anoplopomatidae. Gene Ontology annotation, cellular component: plasma membrane. The record is from RefSeq and is a predicted model, not a curated record. Gene Ontology annotation, biological process: multicellular organism development; Wnt signaling pathway, planar cell polarity pathway; establishment of planar polarity.